Stegastes partitus (bicolor damselfish) is the source of this 1533-nucleotide messenger RNA. It is a transcript of the gene cdca8, whose product is annotated as cell division cycle associated 8. The transcript is spliced from 11 exons. Gene Ontology annotation, biological process: mitotic sister chromatid segregation. Lineage: Eukaryota; Metazoa; Chordata; Actinopteri; Pomacentridae. The record is from RefSeq and is a predicted model, not a curated record. The coding region runs from base 85 to 921 and encodes 278 amino acids. Gene Ontology annotation, cellular component: chromosome, centromeric region; chromosome passenger complex; spindle midzone.
CCGCCCCGCGGGAAGAUUUGAAAACGGCUUUGUCGAGGCAGCGAGAGUCGAGAGGACGAGAAGGAAAAGUACAAUUAGACGGACAUGGCUCCCAGGAAAAGAACCACCAAGCAGCGGAAGAACAACCCAAAGUCCGCAAAGCUGGAAGCUUUUCUGGAGGAUUUCGACAGCGAAGUGAAGACCCGAGUCGGACAACUGAAGGAGAAGAUCAACCAGCUGCUGAAAGAUGUUGACAACAGCUACAACAUGGCGCUGAUCAAGCUCCCCAAAGCUGUGCGGCAAAUGCCCUGGCUGGAGUACUGCAAGUCUGAGAAACCAAAGACACCAGAAGUGGAUAAUGUAAAGCGAGAAGAAGAAGCUGCUAUUGUUGAAAGCGUCGUGGCCGAGGACCACGCAGUCCUGCUGAAAACCGUUAAAACAACAAAGAAAAAAGGCAGAACCAAGUCGAGUUCAGAGGAUGAAAACACCCCGAGCACGACCAGGAAGGGAAAAGCCACCAGAAAGCCUCCAACUACGUCAAAACGAGCGAAGGCCCUGACAGUCAGCAAACAGAGCACCACCAUCAGACGAUCCAACAGGAAGCCUCUGGUCACUCCGGCCAGAAGCAUGCUGGAUUCUUCUCUGAUGAUGGGACCAACUCCUCUCAUCACGCCACGCUUUGACCCACGGCUUCCUAAAACUCCCGCAGUGAGAGUCCCUCGUCACAAAGAGCGAGUCUACAGCAUCUCGGUCAACGGCUCUCCCAUCGCCGCCGGGGACGAGGACAUCGUCAUCAACGUUCCCAUCGGCAACGGAGAGAGCAUUCAGCUGCUGGCCAGCGAGAUGGACUCGGUCGACCUGUCGCUGCUGGAUGAAACCGCCCUGAAGAGCAUCCGGCUGCUGAGGAAUCGCCUGACGAAUCUGUGUGGGACGUCGGAGUGAGCCGACCUGCUGCUGACCUGUACAGAACUUUUAAGAAAAACUUGUCUUUAUUUCUUUUGCUUUGGUGUCGUUUUUAGAAAGAGGGUAGAUGUUAAAGUAUACAAACAUGUUCCAGUGCUUUUAAAUCCUACAGUCACUGGAGUCCAGCUCAGCUACCAACAGCUCCCAGAUGUGUAAAUGUCCAUCAAGAGUUUUCAUUUUACUUCCUCAAUAUGUUUAGUUAAGUUACCUUUUGUUUUUAUUUGGGUAUUUUCUGCUGCUUUGGUAGCAUUUCAGGUGAAUCCUUUUUAUUGCUGUCUCUUAUUUCUGGCCAGUCAGACUUGUAAAGUCUGGGUUUUAGUUGUCUUCAAAGCUUCAUGACUUGUGAGAACAUUUCAAACUGAGACGUGUGUUUAAACUUGGCAAGCGUGAAUGUAUAAUCACUCUUUAUUUUGUAAGUUACACUUUUAAUUUGACGGGUUUUUUUCUGUGGCUCAUAUUGUCAUUAUUGAACUGAACAGUCCUCCAUGUUCCUACAAACCUGCUUGCAGUUGCAUUAUUGGUGAAAAUACAUAUUUCAUGUACAUAGUUUCCUCUUUUUAUCUGUAAAGCUGAUAAAACAUCUGGACCACA